AUCAUCAGAACAGUAGCUUCUGAAUGAGUUGAACACUGAAAAUGCACUGAAUUCCUUGGCUGCCAGAGCCAGCUUGAGACGAUCGGAAUCUGAGAACAUUACAUUUUCCAAUGAAGCCGGUUGCAAUCAAUCCAUCAAUCAAGCCAGGCUGCUGCUCUACUCUACCCUACCUCAGCUAGCCUUGCUGCAAGAUGCUCACUGCAUCUCCUCCAAUAAUUGGUGGCUUCCUGCAGCAGCAGUCGCAUAGAAGAGGGCAAUGAUUGAUGUCCCCUCCCCUGCCUGCGCCGGGCCCUGGGCCCUGGCCACUCGAGAGACUUGAGAACACGGCGGUGCCUUGUCCUAGUCAUGGGCCCGGAUUUGGCAUACGGUUGCAGCUAACCACUGCGGCGGUGGGCCAGGCCCCUCUCGUCUCGUCUAAUCUGAUCCGAUCCGAUCCGAUCGUCUCCGCCUCCCCCUCCGGGCUUGUGUUUCAGUUUCUUUUUCCUGACGCCGAUGGAAUUGAUGCCCACUCCGCCUCGCUAUCAUCUUGUUUCUUUCUCUCUUUCUAGAAUUCUAGUGAUGAUCAAUGCAUCGUGCUAUCAGCUGAUGUGGACCGUGGUGGGCAUCUAAUGAGUUCUUCUUAGUCCACUCCACUCUCUCGCAGGGCAGGUAGAUAGAUCAAGUGGGGUUAUUUUUGGAUGAAAUAUGAAGAACAAACUCAAUUUAUAUGAUGAUGAUCGGCGACAGGGAGAGUUGGGGGCAGCUAGGAUUGGGUUUUAGAGGAUUUUUAGCUUCAGAUUGUGCUGUAAAUUUGCUGUAGAAUGCUUAAUUAGUACUCCGUAUCUUAGAUGAGCUUCAGGUUGUGCUGUAAACUUACUGUGGAAUUGAUGCCCAAUCUGCCUCUCUAUCAGCUUGUUUCUUUCUUUCUUUCUGAUCAAUGCAGUGUGCUAUCAGCUGAUAGAGACCGUGGUGGGCAUUUAAUGAGUUCUUCUCACUCCACUUUUUCGCAGGGCAGAUAGAUCAAGUGGGUUAUGAAGAACAGAUUAUAUAUGUGUGUGAUGAUGGAUGGCAGGGAGAGUCGAGCAACCGGACAGAUUUUAGCUUCAGCUUGUGCUGUUAAAUUAUUGCAGGAUGGUUAGCAAGUUUAUAUGUUUCUUGAUUGGGUGGUAAUUUGUUGAUGAUGGAGUGGUUGUGCCUUGUGAUCACGUCAGUGAAGCUGCGCCGGUGUUCUUCGGAAACAUUUUUUCGCUUGCUGUAAAAUUUGGAGUUCAUAUGCAGCAGCGCACAGUUGUGGAACAAACACACGUCCUCCUGCAUCUACAGUGCAGCACUCUGAUGAGUAAAGCUCCAGGGAAAGAAGCAGAGCCUAAAGAAGUACUGCAUAUGUGGUCUGCAGCUGAACAGAGCCACAUGUUAAGCCCGACUGUACACCUGAUCUAACUGUUCACAAAAAUACAGAAACAGAACUGCUCAGUAUUCAGAGCUUGCUCUAAUUUCAGACCUGCAAGGGAACAUUUCCCUUGCAGCUUGAUGAGAUGUUUAUAUCCGUUGCCUUCUCUCCUAUUCUGAUCUACAUCCCUUGGUUAAUUCUGCCAAUUUGAGAUUUUGGAGGGGCAACCACAGCUCUGGGAAGUUCGAUUUCACUGAUAUGACGCAUCCUCAUUUAUGGUAUCCGAAUGCCCGAGAAAAGAAGCGCAAUGUAUUUUUGCAUGUUGGUCCUACAAACAGUGGGAAAACACAUAAUGCUCUCAAACGAUUAGAAGCAAGCUCUUCAGGUGUGUACUGUGGACCUCUAAGAUUGUUAGCACGGGAAGUAGCAGAAAGAUUGAACAAAGCUAGUGUCCCCUGUAACUUAACUACUGGACAAGAAAGGGAAGAAAUUGAAGGCGCAAAGCAUAGUUCAGUGACGGUUGAGAUGGCUGAUGUGACGACUGAGUAUCAAUGUGCUGUUAUUGAUGAAAUUCAGAUGGUUGGCUGUAGAACAAGGGGUUGUUCAUUUACACGUGCACUUCUGGGGAUUUGUUCAGAUGAGCUUCAUGUUUGUGGUGACCCAGCUGUUGUCCCUAUUAUUCAGCGAUUGCUUGAAGCUACUGAUGACGUGGUUACGAUUCAAUAUUAUGAGAGACUAUCUCCUUUGGUUCCUUUGAAGUCUACACUUGGACCUUUCUCAAACAUCAAGGCAGGGGAUUGCAUCGUAACGUUCUCACGGCGUGAGAUAUAUAAGCUUAAGAAAAAAAUUGAAAUGGCGGGAAAACAUCUUUGCUCUGUAGUCUAUGGCUCAUUACCACCAGAAACUCGAACGAAGCAGGCGACAAUGUUCAAUGAUGAAGCCAGUGACCUUAAUGUGCUAGUGGCUAGCGAUGCUAUUGGAAUGGGUCUUAAUCUGAACAUUUCUAGAAUUAUUUUCUCCACACUCAAGAAGUUUGAUGGUAUCUCCACCAGGGAAUUGACUGUGCCUGAGAUCAAACAGAUUGCUGGCAGAGCUGGGAGAUAUGGGUCUAAAUUCCCAGUUGGCGAAGUGACCUGUCUAGACGCUGAAGAUCUCCCAUUACUACACUCAUCCCUGAAGUCACCUUCUCCCAUUAUAGAGCGUGCUGGACUUUUUCCCACAUUUGAUUUAUUGUCCGUGUAUUCACGAUUGAAUGGAACUGACUUUCUUCACCCUAUAUUGGAACGUUUCUUGGACAAGGCUAAACUGUCUCCGGACUAUUUUAUUGCCGAUUGCGAAGAUAUGCUGAAAGUUGCUGCUAUUGUUGAUGAGUUGCCUCUUGCGUUGCACGAUAAGUACGUCUUCUGUCAAAGUCCAGUGGAUGUGAGGGAUGAUAUAUCUACUCAAGGAUUAACACAGUUUGCAGAAAAUUAUGCAAAGAAAGGCACAGUUCGGCUUAAAGAAAUAUUUACACCUGGAACACUGCGGGUGCCUACAACACACAAUCAACUCCAGGAGCUUGAAUCAGUUCACAAGGUCCUAGAGUUGUAUGUGUGGUUAAGCUACAGAUUUGACGACUCUUUCCCAGAUCGUGAAUUGGCGGCUUCCCAAAAGUCAAUAUGCAGCAUGUUGAUUGAAGAAUACCUUGAGAGGUCAGGAUGGCAGCAACAAGGACAAAGAAGGUUUUUGCAUACUCCACGGAAAUUGCGCCAAGAAUAUGAUGCGUCACAAUUGCGCGGGUAUUUUCGAGAAAUUGACGCAAGAUCAAAAUAGAGGCUGAUUCAAGAAACGGCACCUCGCCAUAUUUGGUCAAUAUUUGAGCAAAUGUCCAGGGCAUGCAUCUGACUAUUCCUACUAUGUGAAAUGUGAUCACUAGCAAGCAGCGAUAAAAUGACACCUGUGUGAGAGAAGAUCUACCUGGACUCGCCUUUCAACGUCAUUGAAGUUGACCUCAAGUAGUCAAUGUGGCAGCACAUAUAAUAUUAUUCUCCAUCCAUCAGAUUUGUACUAGUUCUUCAGUAGCACUUUCUGUAACUAGUACAAAUGGAAUUGUACAUUACAAGUAAAAAAUGAAGUGCAGGCAUGAAAAA
This is a messenger RNA of Hordeum vulgare subsp. vulgare (domesticated barley), 3498 nucleotides long. Its product is annotated as ATP-dependent RNA helicase SUV3, mitochondrial. Gene Ontology annotation, cellular component: mitochondrial degradosome. The transcript is spliced from 17 exons. The coding region runs from base 1628 to 3181 and encodes 517 amino acids. The record is from RefSeq and is a predicted model, not a curated record. Lineage: Eukaryota; Viridiplantae; Streptophyta; Magnoliopsida; Poales; Poaceae. Gene Ontology annotation, molecular function: hydrolase activity, acting on acid anhydrides; RNA helicase activity; ATP binding. Gene Ontology annotation, biological process: RNA catabolic process; mitochondrial RNA 3'-end processing.